CUCUGCUGUAAUUUUGCGGGAAACACUUUAUGAAACCGUUAUCGUUGCUAAUGUGGCAUUUUAUAUAUUUAGGCGAGCACGAAAAAAGUUAGGCCAUGUUGUUUAGUGUUAGAAAUCAUUGUGUGUGUCGCUUGUUCGUCGGUCGUUGGUUGUUUAAACUGUUGGCCUCAAAUCUUGUUUUAAGCUACAUGGUAGCUGGAGUUUUUCCUUUCCUCCUGCCGUUUUCUUGGGACUAUGGGGACUGUGUGAUUCACAUCACUAAGAGAUUAUGAAUGAUGUCAUCAAGAAGGUGAAGAAGAAGGGAGAAUGGAAGGCACUGAUUGUGGACCAGCUAAGCAUGAGGAUGUUGUCGUCCUGCUGCAAGAUGACAGACAUCAUGACAGAGGGCAUCACCAUCGUGGAGGACAUCAUGAAGAGACGAGAGCCUCUUCCCAGCCUGGAGGCCAUUUACCUGAUUACACCCACAGAGAAGUCUGUCCACACCCUCAUCGGAGACUUCAAAGACCCUCAUUCAGCUAAAUACAAGGCAGCCCAUGUUUUCUUCACUGACUCCUGCCCUGAUCCUCUCUUCAAUGAGCUGACAAAGAGCCGCGCUUCCAAAACCAUCAAGACUCUGACGGAGAUCAACAUCGCCUUCUUGCCCUACGAGUCUCAGGUGUACUCUCUGGACAAUCCAGAUGCCUUCCACAGUUUCUACAGCCCCCAUAAGACCCAGCUGAAGAACCCAGUGAUGGAGAGGCUUGCUGAGCAGCUAGCUACACUCUGCGCCACACUGAAGGAAUACCCUGCUGUGAGAUACAGAGGCGAGUACAAGGACAAUGCCACUCUGGCCCAGCUGGUUCAGGACAAACUGGACGCCUACAAGGCUGAUGACCCCACUAUGGGAGAGGGUCCAGAUAAGGCCCGCUCACAGCUGAUCAUCCUGGACAGGGCGUUUGACCCCGUCUCUCCAGUCCUGCAUGAGCUCACCUUCCAGGCCAUGGGCUACGACCUGCUGCCCAUUGAGAACGACGUCUACAAGUAUGAGACCAGUGGCAUCGGAGACUCUCGUGAGAAGGAGGUUCUGCUGCAUGAAGACGAUGACCUUUGGGUGAGCCUGAGACACAAACACAUAGCUGAGGUGUCCCAGGAAGUGACCCGACAGCUGAAAGACUUUUCAGCUAGCAAGAGGAUGAACACCGGGGAGAAGACCACAAUGAGGGAUCUGUCCCAGAUGUUGAAGAAGAUGCCUCAGUACCAGAAGGAGCUUAGCAAGUACUCCACUCAUCUGCAGCUGGCUGAGGACUGCAUGAAGCAUUACCAGGGAACAGUGGACAAGCUGUGCCGUGUGGAACAGGAUCUGGCUAUGGGCACAGACGCUGAGGGAGAGAAGAUCAAAGACCCCAUGAGGGCUAUUGUGCCCAUCCUGCUGGAUGCCAACGUCACCACGUACGACAAGAUCCGCAUCAUCCUGCUCUACAUUUUCCUCAAGAAUGGCAUUACGGAGGAGAACCUGAACAAGCUGAUCCAACAUGCUCAGAUCCCCCCAGAGGACAGUGAGAUCAUCACCAACAUGGCUAACCUGGGCGUCCCCAUCGUCACAGAUUCCACCCUCCGCCGAGGAAAGAAGCUGGACAGGAAGGAGCGUGUGAGUGAGCAGACCUAUCAGCUGUCUCGCUGGACCCCACUGGUCAAGGACAUCAUGGAGGAUGCUAUUGAAGAUAAACUGGACACCAAGCACUACCCCUACAUCUCCACCCGUUCCUCUGCCUCCUUCAGCACCACUGCAGUCAGUGCUCGGUACGGCCACUGGCACAAGAAUAAGACACCUGGAGAGUACCGCACCGGGCCACGUGUCAUGGUCUUCAUCAUCGGGGGCGCGUCCUUCAGCGAGAUGCGCUGUGCCUAUGAGGUCACACAGGCCAAUGGGAAGUGGGAGGCCGUCAUUGGUUCCACCCACAUACUCACGCCCACCAAAUUCUUAUCGGACCUGCAGCACCCCGACUUCCGAGAGUCCACUAGGGUGUCCUUUGAGGACGCAGAACCCACAGCCGAGUGAGGCAGAGACAGAGAUUGGGAGGGAGGGAGAGAGAAAUCACACUGAAAAAAGAUCGACCAACAUCUUCACCCCCACCAGCCUGCUGGAGCAGCUCAAGGCCAUGAACAAACCAGAUGAGGAAGUUACAAGCUAAGAUCCUCCAAUCACAUCUCUCUCCUCUUCCUCUUAACCCCGCCCCCCCCCCCCCCUUCUACCAUCUUACCUCUGUACCCUUCCCCCAGAAACCCUACAUUAAUUGUUUAUGCAUCUUGCUUGAGAAGAAGAAAAAGACAUCUUAGAUGAUAAAAAAAUAUAUAUGUUGUAUCAAAGAAUAAAAUUGUUGCAAGUAUUCUCACGUUUUACAAUGGAUGCAACUAAAUUAACUUAUUUAAAAAGAGGUUUAAAUAUCACAACAGAAGGCCAUUUAAAACUGAAAGUACCAAAAUGUAAUAUUGUAUGCUACGAAACCUGUGCAAAAGGUAGACAUUUUCUCUUGUUUGUUCCUUUGGGUUUCCUCCUGGAUGUGAGUUUUAUUGGAAGUGGGUCGAGGAGGGAUGAGCAGUUUGAAAGGUUGAUGUUGUAAAAUAUAUCAUAUCAGUCAACAUGCAAUAUAAAUAUAAAUAAAUUCAUCAGAGAGGAGUCCCCCUUGCCCAUUUGAGAUGUUCGUAUUCAGUAGCAUGCUUGGACUUGUGUGGACUGUUAUGUGUUUGUAUCCAAUGUGGAUGUUCUGGGAGCCGCAGAGUUUUUUCCUAACAUGUUGAGCUUGAAUACUAAACUGAAAAGCUUUUUGUUUUGAGUAUUGAAAAGUAUAAAUAAGCGCUUUGAAACUUUGCAAACUACUCCUGAAGCAUUACCCACUACUCAACAGUCCAUCUGUAAACUCAGCUGCCAGUUUCUUUCUGGGCACGAAAACAUAAACAUCAUCCCCUCAUCAUCGCUGCAUGUUAGGGAGAGGUGAGAUACUCAAAACAAAAACUUUCUUUAAAGUAUUAAUUUAAAAGCCCUUGGUUGUGCAGAGGUCGGGAAGAAAAAGAGCUCUGUAAAAAGCCAGGAUCAUCCCUCCUCCUGCUGCCAAGACUGUAAAGUAUUUACUUGCCACAACCUUUUCCUUUCUCCAGAGAAACUUCACGUUUUAAUGUCGAAAAGGCCGUUGCUUGCCGAUAUUUAAUGAAUAAUCUUAAAAAGGGCCAGUUGUAUUUCAGUAUUGUAUCCUGUCAGAUUAAGUCUCAUCAUUGGUUAGUAAUGAUGUUUAAUUGGGCCAUGCACUGAGUAGUGUUGUGCAUGUGCCAUAUGUUGCUGUUUUAGCGUCUCACUGUUGACUGGUGAUAUUUCAGACUGUGAAGUAGUGAUACCUUUUCCUUUAAAAAAAUUAAUAAAUGUGAAGCCGCCGUGUUUGUGAUGUUUUAGCUGUAGCUGUUAGUGGUCAACUGGAAAAAAUAACUAAUAUCUAUAUUUUUUUCUGUUUCUUCCUCUGGUGCAACGUAAAGCCCUCCCAUGGUGAAUGGCUUUGCAAAGAAAAAAGCUUCCACAGUUUCCCUUUUCUUUCCUCCCUCACUUCCCUCUUUCUGGCCAAACAAGUUGUAUAUUGCACUAUAAUGCGUUUUCUGUGAUGCAAACGCUUGACUUUGUGUUCAUUUUUUUAUUAUGAUUUGCUGUUGUAUAGGGUUUACUCUGUCAAAUCAAUUGAUUUAUAUCAAAAUUAUUUAUCAAAGAAAAAAUAGUGAUGCGUCUGUCCUAAAACUGUUUAACUUAUUAGGAUUGUAUGUUUGCGAGUGUUGAAGCACAAACAAUACUUCCAUGUGUACCGAAUAUGUACUAAGGCUGUCUAAUAAAUUGGCUUCCAUUACA
Molecule: messenger RNA, 3865 nt
Organism: Cottoperca gobio
Lineage: Eukaryota; Metazoa; Chordata; Actinopteri; Perciformes; Bovichtidae
Gene: stxbp1a
Product: syntaxin binding protein 1a
Exons: 20
Coding region: 269-2038 (589 amino acids)
Biological process (GO): vesicle-mediated transport
Source: RefSeq, a predicted model, not a curated record